UACCAUUUGGAAUACUCCGUGAAUACAAGUAACGACGAAGUGCGAUGUGAUUAUGUGUUGCAACAAUAAAAUGAAAAUGUUCUCUCUGAAUCAAAUUGCACAUGGCGGCCAUAAAACACCAUGGAAGAAGCACUCCGUAGAAACUAGACCGAAAACAGGUACCCUAAAUCCUCAUAGUCGCAAACGACGAAGAAGAAAACCCACACCGACACUUCCGGAGCCCUCUCCGGAAGUAUCACACCUACCAGUGUUGUUUCCUACCGCUUGUCGGAAACCCGUUUGAACCAUUCCUAUUGGAUUUGCUUUCAAAGCAUCGGGUGAUAUAGAAUCUGUAAAGACCUACCCUCUGUUGGUAGUCUGGUGUCCAAGUCCUCAAGAUGACCACUACCCGAGAAGAUGUACUGCUCCAGAUUGGGGAGGUACGGUACAAGAAGGGCGACGGAACGCUCUAUGUGAUGAACGAGCGGAUCGCCUGGAUGGCCGAGUACCGGGAUACGGUGGCCGUUUCCCACCGGUUUCAGGACAUCAAAAUGCAAAAGAUUUCUCCGGAGGGGAAACCAAAAAUUCAGCUGCAGGUGGUGCUCCACGACGGGAACAGCUCGACGUUCCAUUUCGUUAACAAAAAUGGAGCUCCGGCACAGAUGGCCGAUCGGGAUAAGGUUAAAGAGUUGCUGCAGCAGUUGUUGCCCAACUUCAAGCGUAAGAUCGACAAAGAGCUGGAGGAGAAGAACCGGGUUCUGACGGAGAAUCCAUCGCUGCUGCAGCUGUACAAGGAUCUGGUGAUCUCCCAAGUGCUGCCCAGCGAAGACUUUUGGGCUUCUCACGCGAAGCAAUACCUUACGAAGGAUCAGGCGUCCAAGCAGGACAUCGGAGUAUCCGGUGCGUUUCUGGCUGAUAUCAAGCCUCAGACCGAUGGUUGCAACGGGCUGCGAUACAAUCUCACUUCCGACAUUAUGGAAUGCAUUUUCAAAACGUACCCGGCCGUGAAGCGGAAACACACCGAGUACGUUCCGGCCAAACUGACUGAGUCGGAAUUUUGGACCAAAUUUUUCCAGUCACAUUACUUCCAUCGGGAUCGCAUCAUGUCCGGUACCAAAGAUAUUUUCACCGAGUGCGGCAAGAUCGACGAUCAGCAGCUGAAACAGGCUGUGCAAGAGAAUCUCGGCGAUCCGCUGUUGGAUAUCCGUGCCUUCGAAGACAAUACUCUAGAAGAGGGCUUCUGCAAUGCAGUCUCCAGCAAGCAGACGGUCAACAGCGGCAACAUUGUUCAUCAGAGCAUGAUCAAACGCUUCAAUCAACAUUCGUUCAUGGUGCUAAAGACUUGCACCGAUGUCAAAACGCUUAACCGAGGGAUCGGGUCCAUCCUGAAUGCCACUCCGACGGCCAACGGUGACACCAAUGGAACCACCAAGGACAAGUCGAAGGGUAACAACGUACUGAACAAUAACAACAACCUCGUUAACGGGUUCAGCAAAAAGGACAAACGAGCCCACGAGAACAAUCACAUUGCCAACGGGGACCACGGGAAUGGGAAACCGAAUCAAACCGCCGCAACUCCGGAAGAACCCUUCGUGGAACCGGCCAUCAAGCGUGCACGAAUUCUCGAGAAAAUCCACUACGAUGAUCUUGAGGAAACCGAGGACCCCAGCAAACAAUCCAAAACACUUAACCUUACCAAAAUCGAACGUUAUUUGCACGGACCGGUUCCUUCGAGCAUGGCGUCAGGUGGUGGACCUUCUGGCGGUGGCGGAAUGGGUGGCUACCAGGAGCCGCAAUCCGACUACGGCUUGCAUGAUCUCGAUUCGGUCAACGGGUACAUUGCGCAGUCCACCAGUUCCUGGAACAAUCGUACCCCGCACAAGGUACUGGUCAGUGCCAAGUCUUCGAUCAAUGCCCUCGGGGAGCUUAGCCCCGGGGGCGCGCUGAUGCGGGGCUUCCAGGAACAGAGUUUAGCGCAAUUGGUACCACCGGACAUCGAGAAGGAAAUCCGGCACCUGUACAUGUCACUGUUGGAGCUGCUGAAGCAUUUUUGGAAGUGCUUCCCUCCGACGACGCCGCAGCUGGAGGCGGACGCGCUCCGAAUGCACCAGACGCUGCAGCGCUUCCAGAUGGCCAAGCUAAAGCCGUUUGAGGAACGUGCCAUGAGAGAACUGUUGCCAUUGGGAACGUCGCUGACGCAGCACCUGAACCAGCUGCUGCAGGCGGCCAACCGGAAGUUUGCCACCUGGCAGGAACGGCAACGCCGCAGGUAGCAGCCUCACAGGCAGCAGCAGCAUCAGCACUACCUCCAUCAUUACCAUCACUAUUCGUCGCAGCCGCCGCUAUCACGCCAUCGACAGUCGUCCUCCUGCUCGUCCUCCUCGUCCUCGUCUUCGCCAGCUCAGCAUACGACGCCCUCGGGAAUCCUGGAUCACUCGUCGUCGUUUGUGCACCUCUUUCAGCAGCGCGACUCAAAAGGUAACUUCCACCGGUAUUAGGUUGAUUUUGUUAGGUUGUUUUCUUUCUUUCUUUUGUUGAUCGCGAGGGUGUAUCGUCCUUACUUCCUUGCCAUUCAGAAUUCAAAAAGUUGUGGCAACUCCGGGCCUUCGUUAUUAUAGGUGAUUGAUUUCAAGAAAAUUGCGUUAUAUUUUCGGAUGUUUAAUAAACUAAACUGUUGAACAGAUUGAAUACAAAACGAUAUCAUAAAAAGUCUAUUAGUGAUAGAAUUGAAAUCGAUAAAACAUACAUAAUUUCGUAUAAAACUUAUGUGAUAUAGGAGAAAAACUUGUUUCCAAUCAAUCCCGCUGAUGAAGUCCGUUGUGAAUAUACUCAAAGAAAAAAAAACGGUCCCACGCUUUAUAAACCAACUUUAAAACUACAAACACAAUAGAAAUAAAGGCAAAUGACUGACCACCCACUUAAAAUGAGUAAAAUCAAACAGGCGAAACCGAUUUUCCUGUAGAUAGAAAUGCAUAUAGGAAAACAUAACUAGUUCAAUUACAGACAAAAAAUCACUCAAAUUCUGGGGCCAAUAUUGCUCCGAUCACAUUUUCUACCCGCAAACCCGCAUCCCGCAUGAAAUAGCUCAUAGAUUUUACGAUCCUGCUAGAAAACCACUAGCCUAGUGUGUACUAGUAACUAUAAUUGUAAGGCUGACAGUAAAAAAAAAUCGUUCAAAUUAUGCGAUGGUCGCUUCCAGGAGGCGACUGAUCGGUUCCUACAAGCGCAUCUUGAGUUCCGCUUCACUAUUUUGGCCAUGAUAACGAUGAUGGGUUAACUGAUUGUUUGUAAACUAGCAACAUAACAAAUGACUAGUGUUUAUUAAUUUUCUCAUUGAACUACCUACAUUCUCACACGUCUUCAUUUGGAUGACAAUUUAGUGUGUUACCAGUUAAUGCUCCUGUUUAGAGUACUUUCAGUCUCACCCGUUAGUUUUUGUCUAAAGUUUGUGGGAGCGAUUAAUGAUAAAAAAAAUUAAACUAUAUGUAACGAGAAAAAGUGCACUUUUGAUUUCUUGAAACGAACGUUUUUUAAACAAAUGGAAUACUUUGAGUAGCACAUAAAGCCACUAACAACUGGAAAAUGUUUUGUUUGAUGAACAUUGUAAAAAGUGAAGAACUAUUACAAGAGAGCAAGCAACAAAUAUCUAAAAAAAAACUGAAGAAAGCAUAAAGUCUGAGACAAACACACGUAGGCACGUGACAAGUGAAUUCCAAUUUUCGAAAAACAAGUUUAAACUUGGCGAUCGCUCGAUAAUAAGUACCGUAGGAUUAUGAAAUGAAAAUGAACACACAAGAAUGGAAGCAGUAAAACAUGCUAUUUGAAAAAAAAAGUAUAAAAAACAUUAAAAAGAACACGUAUUCAGCAGUAUCGUUCAAACGUGAAUAAAUUGAUAAUUU
This is a messenger RNA of Uranotaenia lowii, 3878 nucleotides long. RefSeq names its product general transcription factor IIH subunit 1 (gene Tfb1). NCBI's taxonomy places the organism in Eukaryota, Metazoa, Arthropoda, Insecta, Diptera, Culicidae. The coding region runs from base 378 to 2252 and encodes 624 amino acids. The record is from RefSeq and is a predicted model, not a curated record. The transcript is spliced from 5 exons. Gene Ontology annotation, biological process: transcription by RNA polymerase I; nucleotide-excision repair; transcription by RNA polymerase II. Gene Ontology annotation, cellular component: transcription factor TFIIH holo complex; transcription factor TFIIH core complex.